Molecule: messenger RNA, 1056 nt
Organism: Effrenium voratum
Lineage: Eukaryota; Dinophyceae; Suessiales; Symbiodiniaceae
Source: the annotation of a GenBank genome assembly
AUGCUGUGCCGAAACAUUUUCGCGAUCGGCACUGAGGAGACCUUGGAUGAGGAUCUGACAAUUUCUGCCAGGCAUCUCACCAUGGCAUCUUGCGAGCUUGCAACAGAUGCCGAAUUGCUGCAGAGUUGGGAUCGCCUUGCCCAGCAUUCGCAGUCCGACAACAAGGGGACCUUCAAGAUGAGACAACAAGCUUCUGGCUGGACGUUCUCGGAGGCUGCCUUGCUCAUGCCCCUGCAGCAUUUCCUGGAGACGUACUGUGUUCUCCCUGAAGUCCAGGUGUACAAGGAUGCCUGCGUAUCAUGGUUCAGGUUGCUCGACAUGCUGGUGGUGUCGGCUACGAGCAAGCCCCAACCUGGCCAGGUAUUGGCUGCCUGCGAGCAUGCCAUGAACUUGUCUGUGGCAGCAGGUUGGGGCGACAGGCUGAGACCCAAAUUCCACUGGGCACUCCAUUACGAAGCCUGCCUGAACCGCUUUUCUUGUUUACCUGCUUGUUGGUCCUUGGAGAGGAAGCACAAGGUGGUCCGGAAGUAUGGCUCAGCUUCCACGAACACGAGGCGCUUCGACCAGAGCUUGCUGGAAGAAGUGACAGCAGAGCAUCUUGCAAUUCUUUGCAAGGCUGUCCACUUUCAACCAGCAGCUCAUUUGGUCGAUCCGUACCCUGUGCCUCCUAAGCAGGUGUCGGCGCUGGUAGCUGCCAACAUUAUCACUGCCACUGAUAACUGUUGUUGCAGCAGCCUCUGCCACCUUGCUUCUGGUGCUCCGGUUUCCAAGAAGGACUUUGUGCUCCAUGAGCCCCCUGCCCAUGCUCAGGGACCAAUGAGGUUCUGCUGUGGAAGGGUGGAGCAUCUCCUGCAGGUUGGUGAUGUUGCAGCUGCAGUUGUCUCUGUUUGCACCCCUUUGUCCAUCGACUCAGAUCGUCGAGUGGCGAAAUGGCAACACAAGCCCAGCGACAUGUACAUUAUGGAGGCAGAUGCCAUGAUUUGUAGCACUAUCCACAACCUUAGCGAUGAUCAGGUCACGACCCUUCUCCCUGGUCAUUUGUGUCACCCUGCAUGA